AUGCCCGAUGUCAGUGACGAAAGCUGUGCAUUAACGAAAUUGAAUGGGAAUCAAUAUGAGAAGAGGGAAGAAAUGCAACACAUAAAGGAUUCACACAGACGAGAACUAACAUCGAUUCGUCAGCAACAGCUGCGAAUAACUACGAAGCGAUCGGAAAGCGUUGACGGAUACGCUACGAAGGAUGUUGUGAGUUACGACGAAACGACAAGCGACGAGCGGCUUCGAUUAGCUGCAAGUAGGCGGGUCUGGGAGAUGGCAGCAUGCCAGCUGACCAGCGGUCAAUCCGGCCUCCACGCCUUUCUCCCAUUCAUCUAA
Messenger RNA from Angiostrongylus costaricensis, 315 nucleotides. Lineage: Eukaryota; Metazoa; Nematoda; Chromadorea; Rhabditida; Metastrongylidae. The record is from the annotation of a GenBank genome assembly.